AUGUAUUCACAGCAAAACGCGGCCAUGCCCGCACCCCAAAAACCAGAGACCUUCAUGUUGAGCUCGGAAGCCCAGCAAGCUCUCCCACACGAUGCUCAGGUAGCUCUGCAGCAAUCUGCAGUUAAAUACUUUCUUAUUUCUGCGCCAGUUGACUGGCAAGCCGACCAGUACAUUCGCCGCUUUCUUCUCCCAACGGGCGAGUACGUCUCCUGCGUUCUCUGGAACAACCUUUUCCACAUCUCCGGCACCGAUAUCGUAAGAUGUCUCUCGUUCCGCUUCCAGGCCUUUGGUCGUCCAGUAAAAAACUCCAAGAAGUUUGAGGAAGGCAUCUUCUCGGAUCUGCGAAAUCUCAAGUCGGGAACCGAUGCCUCGCUCGAGGAGCCCAAGAGCCCCUUUUUGGACUUUCUCUACAAGAACAACUGCAUCAGGACACAAAAGAAGCAAAAGGUCUUUUACUGGUACAGCGUUCCCCACGACAGGCUUUUCCUCGAUGCUCUCGAAAGAGACCUCAAGAGGGAAAAGAUGGGCCAGGAAGCCACCACCGUCGCCGUCAGCGAGCCCGCGCUCUCGUUCCAGUACGACUCGUCGCAGUCGCUCUAUGAGCAGCUCACCAAGGCUCAGCAGGCCAACUCUUCGUCUUUCAACAACGCCCAGCAAGUUUCUUUUUCUCAGUCCCAGUCCACCUCGCCGGUAAUGCGCGCCAUGGACUCGAUGCCACCGCCACAGAUGAUCCCUCAGUCGAUGGCCCCUUUGGCGGAUGGGAUGGACGCCAUGGUCCCGUACGGAGCGAUGACGAUGGCGCCCUCGAUGGCCCCCCAGCCAAUGAUCAAGCGCGAGCCUGAGUAUCCCCGUGCUCAGUACAACCAGAACGGUGUCCCAAUUGCCCAGACCCACCAAAGGCACGCUUCCAUGCCCGCGUACGGGUUGGAGUACUCUCCUGCGCCCUCAUUUGUGUCUUCUCACUUUGAGGACUACAGCCAAAGGGGCAUCUCCUUCGAGCCCUUGACGCCUCCUCAGCAGGCUCUCGGUAUUCCCAACGAGCCCGCUUACAUUGCCAACGAGGAGACCGGUCUCUACAGCGCUAUCCCCGACCACAUGAAUGUUGGGCUCAACGGCAUGAUGCAGCUCCCACCAUCAAACCUCGCUGGGCCAUCGUUCUCUCGCCCGUACGCUGCGAACAACAGCUUCUCUGUGAUCGAAGGAUCGCCGACAUACAAGCAGAGGAGACGGCGUUCAUCCAUUCCACCAUCCCUGUCGGCCACCACUGCUGCGAUUGCGACAGCGACCGCUGCUCAUCGUCCUUCGGACCUGCGGAGAUCCGUCUCUGCGUCCGUCGGUCCCGUUGCUGAGGGUGACGAGUCUGCGGAUAACUCCCCACCGGGCUUGACCUACAGCAACUCUGCUAUCUCUCUCAACAGCCAACAUCACAGGGAAAUGCUCGAAAUGUCUCGCCACGGUACUCCCUUGUCGACAGUUGAGGGCAGCCCUGCGCUCAACCCCGUCAACCUUCAGCAAGAUUUCUCGCCACUCAACGGUGAUGAGCUCGGCCCUCUGAACGAAAGGCCAAUGAUGCAGGGUGCUCCCGGUGUCGUGCGCAGAGCCCGCUCUGCCACGGUCAUGGAGCUCGGCCCCUAUCCCCAAAAGUCUCACUCCUGCCCCAUUCCCACAUGCGGUCGUCUCUUCAAGAGAUUAGAGCACCUCAAACGACACGUGAGAACCCACACACAAGAAAGACCCUACAUCUGCCCUUACUGCAGCAAAGCAUUCUCCAGAUCAGACAACCUAGCACAGCACAAGCGCACUCAUGAUCGCGGUGACGGUGUUGAUGGCAACUUCAGCUUGUCCGGCGAGGAGGAGGAGCAGUACUCUGGCGAGGACCAACUCGAGUCUCUCGAUGACGCGUCGCCAACCUCGGAGAACGGCUACGUCGCCGGUUCCCUCGACUCGGCUCUUCACAACCACCAAAACCAAAACGGCAUGCCACCAUCGAACGGUCCCAACAUGCACCAAGCGCCACAGCAAUACAACAGCCUUCAGACUCUUAGCAUGCCCAUGACGAUAAGCCACCCUCAGGCCAUCAACGCCGGCGGUAUGAUGUAA
Messenger RNA from Podospora anserina S mat+, 2100 nucleotides. RefSeq lists its product as uncharacterized. The transcript has 4 exons. The record is from RefSeq and is a predicted model, not a curated record. Bases 1 to 2100 code for a protein of 699 amino acids. Gene Ontology annotation, biological process: sexual reproduction; regulation of DNA-templated transcription. Gene Ontology annotation, molecular function: DNA-binding transcription factor activity. Gene Ontology annotation, cellular component: nucleus; Ste12p-Dig1p-Dig2p complex; Tec1p-Ste12p-Dig1p complex. Lineage: Eukaryota; Fungi; Ascomycota; Sordariomycetes; Sordariales; Podosporaceae.